Molecule: messenger RNA, 651 nt
Organism: Talaromyces amestolkiae
Lineage: Eukaryota; Fungi; Ascomycota; Eurotiomycetes; Eurotiales; Trichocomaceae
Exons: 1
Coding region: 1-651 (216 amino acids)
Biological process (GO): positive regulation of transcription by RNA polymerase II
Cellular component (GO): nucleus; mediator complex
Molecular function (GO): cyclin-dependent protein serine/threonine kinase regulator activity
Source: RefSeq, a predicted model, not a curated record
AUGGAAGAAUGCCCCCAACACAUCCGGGUUGUCAGCAGCGAAGCCCGCCAACUCUGGCCAGAAUUCAUCACCAACGACCCGGCCAAAAUUGGGGAAUGCGAAUUCUAUCUCAUUUCUGAAAUGCACUCACAAUUGAUAGUGCAUCACCCUUACCGAACGGUUUUGGAAUUGACAAAGCCACUCGAAUUAACGACCGAGGACGUCAGUCAGGCUACGACAUUGAUUAGCGAUCAUUAUCAGACAGAUUUACCCCUUCUAUAUCCACCGCAUGUCAUCGCGGUGAUGGCUAUAUUACUUGCAGUCAUUUUUGGCGGCGGGGGUGGGGGAGCCGCUCAUCGCAAUCCAUAUGGCCAUGGAGCAAUAGUGGCCAAUCCGCCUUCGAUAUCUACAUCCCUUCGAGAAGCCGGGUUGGGCGUGGCACUGUCUGCAUUGGGUGGGACAAAUGCACCGGGCACAACAGGAGCAACAAGACCAGACCCGAGGGUUUCAAGAAUCGUCACUUGGCUCGCGGAAAGCGAGGUUGAUAUCAAGGCUGUUGUUGAGUGCACGCAGGAAAUGAUAUCAUUGUACGAGGUUAUGGAUGGAGUGAAUAUUCAGCAGUGCAAGGAAAUUAUAUCGAGGAUGAUCAAGACUCGAAAUGCGGAUAAAUGA